Messenger RNA from Iphiclides podalirius (scarce swallowtail), 2388 nucleotides. The record is from the annotation of a GenBank genome assembly. Lineage: Eukaryota; Metazoa; Arthropoda; Insecta; Lepidoptera; Papilionidae.
AUGCCGUGUCUAAAGUCGCCGCAACCGCGGUUGGAGGAAUAUUCGUUCGGGGAGCUGGUGUCGGCAAAGGCGUGCGGUGCAGUCCACGGGGCGAUGGGGGAGAGGGCGCGCGGGGUAGCAUUUGGAGCAAAGAGCCUCACUACUGCCAGGCUACGGUCUCCAAGUCCGAUCCCGUGUGGCUCUAUGGUUCCUAGGAAAAUUUGGGCAGAGCGCACGAUGCAGGUGCCGUGGCGGGGUGCGGGGCGGCGGCGCGGUGGGCGCAGUGCGCGGCCAAUGGGCGCUAGGCCCGCCCCGCGGCGCCGCCCGCGCCCGCCUCCCCCCGGCUCGCAGCUCGCUUCUCCUCCACCAAAAUCGGCGACCGUGCGCCAGUGGACUGACGUCAAUCAGUGCAGUGCCAGUUCGACGCGGUCAAGCCUCGGCACAGCCCAGACACGAAACACUAUGGAGAACGUAGUAACGUCACUGGGUCGCGGCGGGGACGAUCAACGCGAGGAGGACAACGGCGGGGGUGUGGCGAUGGGGGGGUCUGACGAGGCGACGGCGGCCGGCGAGGCUCUGCAGCUCGUGAAGAAUGAGGAGCGCACGGCCACUUCCAAUGAGAUGGAGGCCUCAGGCGAGGGCGUGGCCGGCGGGGAGCCCCACUCCGUGAUCACGUCUCGGCGCUCCCUGCGCACCAUCACGACGGCGGGCCACAUCGCCGAGGCGGGGGACUUGCCGCCCGACGAAGGCGUCAAGGACGAGCCGCCCGAACCGCCGCCGCUCGAGGCCGAGCAGCAGCAGAUGCAGUACGCGCCCAAGCUCGAGGAGAGCGUGGAGGGGCGUGUCUCCCACCACGCUUACGACGAGGAGCGCUUGCGCCUGGCGGAGGCGGAGACCGCCCGCUACUUGGCCUUCAAGCAGGACCCGUACCGGGCGCUGCAGUCGCCGGCGCCCGCGGACAAGCGGCCGAUGGCCCCGUACGCGCGCGGACCGCCACGGCCCGCCUACGGGCGCAGCCUCGCGCUGCGGUACGGGGCGCCGCAUCACGUCAUAGUGGCUCAGGAGGGCGAGCCCGAGGAGCACAACCACGACGCUUUUCUCGCGCACAAGGACAAGAGCGAGCAGAUGCAGGCGUACGCCGCGCAGAGCGAGGCGAACGUCGGCCAGGACGGGCGGCAGUACGCGGCCGCCCUCGGCGAGCAAGCGGCGGCGACCACCGCCCUGGAGAUGAUCCAGACCACGUCGCUGAGCAACCAGCAGUCGGUGGGCGUGGCGUACCAGCAGGUGAAGUACGAGGCGCGCGGCGAGGCCGAGCCGCGGCCCACCACGUACGCCAGCCUGCAGCCGGUGACGUCGGUGCACGGCGGCUACGCGUACGCGGGCCAGAGCCCGCAGUACGCGGCCGGCGCCUACGGGGCCUACGGCGGCGGCGGCAAGGAGCUGCUCACGCUGUACGGGGGCGGGGCGCCCUCCGCCAGAGGGGACGAGUCCCCGCCGGGGCAGCUGCUCUACCGGAGCGACCCCACGCUCUCCUCGUCCUCGCUCAACUCGCGCGGCACGCACGUCGUCUACGGCUCCGUGGUGCCCCAGUCGCAGGCGGUAUACGAGGCACCACCCAGUCCGAAUUCACAGCAAGUAACGCUGUACACGCACGGGAAUACUGUUCAGUACAAGGUUGGAGGGGAGCACUACUUGGGGCAGGGCGGGGGUGUCGAGUAUGUUCCCGUGUCGGGCUACGAGGGCGGCCUACUGGUCGAGGGCUACGCGGCGCCUGCUCAGCCCUGGCCCACACACAACCUCCUGCCCAUCGACGACGGAUUUGAUCCCAGUAUGGCCGGCAUGGGGGAGGUUAAGGAGUGCGUGAACUGCGCGGCGGCGACGACUCCGCUGUGGCGGCGCGACGGCACCGGCCACUACCUGUGCAACGCGUGCGGCCUCUACACGCGCAUCAACGGCGUCAACCGGCCCCCGCUUAAGGGCCAAAAGGCGAAACCGCAACAAGCACUGCCGACGAAUGGCAACAGGCGCGUCGGAGUCACGUGCGCCAACUGCCGCACAUCCAACACCACGCUGUGGCGGCGCAACAACAACGGCGAGCCGGUCUGCAACGCCUGCGGCCUCUACUACAAGCUGCACAACGUGAACCGGCCGCUCAGCAUGAAGAAGGACGGCAUCCAGACGCGCAAGCGCAAGCCGAAGAGCAUGGGCGGCGGCCACGGCGUGCCUCGGGCCGGCGGCGCCCUCUCGGCGGAGGCACACUCGCAUAAGGUGCUGCCGCCGCUGUACGCGGCCGUGGAGGGCGCGGCGGGCCCGCUGCUGCUGCUGCCCGCCGCGCGCCACCACUCCGACGCGGUAUCAACGCUAGAGCGCGCGCCGGCGUCCGUGGCCGCUGCGCACUACCGGCCGCCC